UUUUAAGUCAAAACCUGCUUCAAAUCCUAAUGAUUUCAAGCCAAAUGCUCAUUCGCAUUCACAUUCUUACUCUAGUUUUAAGUCAACAUCUCCUUCAAAUCCUCAUCAUAUCGAGCCGAAUUCUGAUUUGCUUCAUUCAAAUUCUUACUCUAGUUUUAAGUCCAAAUCUCUCACAAAUCCUCAUGAUAUUAGGCCGUACUCCGAAUCGCAUUCAAAUUCUGACUGUAAUGUUAAGUCUAGUUUUACUUCAGAUCCUCCUGAAUCGGAUCCCACAUCUAAAGAAGGUCAAAAACUCCCUUCUAAUAAUUUUAAUGUUAAUCUUAAGGAAAAUCGAAAUCAAAAUAAUUCUAAUCAAAUCAAAACUCUUAGUUUUAAGCAAACGUUGCAUCAAACUUCAUUGUCCGAAGAUUCUUGCAAACGUACAUUUAGUACUACUAGGCAUAGCAUAGAUAAUCAUAGUAUCGAUAAGCAUAGUAUUGAUAAUCUUUCCAAUACUCUGAACUUAUCUGAAAAUACUACUUCUUCGCCUGAUCCUUCGAUCGAUUCAAGCACUACUUCCAUGUGUCCCAACUUUAACCUUAGACCUACAGAUUCUACCUUUGAACUCACCAAGUCAUUGUUAAAUCUUGAUCUUAAAUCUUCUAUGAACAACUCAAGGUCAUUACAUUUAGAUUCUAGCUCAAAUUAUGUUCAUGAAAAUCAAAAUUUUCUCAAACCUGUGUACUCUGAAAUUUCCUCUUCUGCUUCAAAAUCUUCUAUUAGCUAUUCAUCAAAUAGUGACACUUUCAACUCUUCUAACGUUCAUCCUGUUACUUCAGACUCUAAAACAUACGUUCUUGAAAAUCGAAAUUUAAUAACUACAUUUUUCCCAGAUUUAAAGACAAAACCUUCAAAAAGCAAAAAUACUAACUUGCGUUCAAGUCGCAUACAUCAUGAUAUUCAACAGCACCCAAGUUAUCGUUCCCCUUCAACAUUUGAUAAUCAGCAAAACUCAAGCUCGUUAUAUUUUCCUUAUUGUAAUUUUAUCCCAAAAUCUGAUAUCAACAUUCGUUUUAAUCACCAUCCGAAUAACCUUCAAAAAUCUGAAAAUCAACGCUUUAAAGAUAAAAGUAACAAGAACUACAGUCCAAAUUUGUAUUUUCAACCAUACAAUUUAAUCAAAAAUUUUCAGAGCAAUUCUGUCCCCAAUCAUCAAUCCAAACAAUUUCAAAACAAAAUACAGUCUAACUCCAAAAAUUAUGUUAGUUCCGAGGCUAAAAAUAAUCGCUCUGAAAACCGAGGAAGGACUUCAAAAAAUAAAUCGCCUAAUUCACAUCCAUCACAAAAAUCGACAAAAAAGUCGCUCCCAAAACCGCAACACACUGGUAAAAUUAAAGAUGAAGUGUUAACUAAAACGCCCAUAGUUUCCUCUCCUAACAAUCUUAAAUCCAAUAAAACCACAAGCGAACAUUCUCUCGAUAAAUCAAAGUGUAAUUCAUGUUCUAACGUCAAAAUUAAAUUAGAUCCAGCCAUAUUCAUUUUCUCAGCUCUUUUUCUAAGCGAGUCCGUUUUCAUCACCACGCUACUGCACUUACUUCUGAUCAGAAACUUUUAA
This is a messenger RNA of Bemisia tabaci, 1594 nucleotides long. The record is from RefSeq and is a predicted model, not a curated record. Lineage: Eukaryota; Metazoa; Arthropoda; Insecta; Hemiptera; Aleyrodidae.